AUGGCGAGAAAAAUCCCGUUGCUUGCGAAAAUAUCCCCGUCUCAACAAUCACAUAACAUGAUAUCAGUUCCAGCUCAAACAGGAGGUGUUGAUGAUCAUCCACCACACCUGGAACCAAGCCAAUUGGGCACGAGGGAAUACUGGGAAUCAUUUUACGAGAACUCUCUAUCCCACCUCUCCUGGAAGCGACGUGCGGGGCGCAAGUACGGUAACCGAGACGGAGACGGGGACGCCAACGGAAGAGCCAAAGAAGAAGAAGAAGAAGAAGACGAAGAAAGAGAGGGAGAAUGUGACGAAGGUAAUGACAGCGAUGAAGAUGGAGGUGAAGAUGGAGAAGACGACGACGACGACAGCGACCCCGGUACAUCCUGGUUCGCGGAACACAACGCCCCCGAAAAGGUCUUGAGAUUCCUCACCUCCGAAUCUUUCCCGCUAGCCCCCUGUAGUACUCAUAAUGAUGGCAACAAGAAUAAUAAUACGCAACCGCAACCGCAACCGCAACCGCAACCCACCAUCCUCGACCUCGGAACAGGCAAUGGCAGCAUGCUCGCCCUCCUCCGCGACGAGGGAGGCUUCACUGGCGGCCAGAUGGUCGGAGUUGAUUAUUCGCCCAAGAGCAUCGAGUUGGCGAGGCGGUUACACCGUGGCUCUGCCGGGCGGGGUAGGGACGGGGAAGGAGACGGGUACGGGGGCGGGGACAGGAUCGGGGCGGAUACUACUACAACUGCUACAUCUACUAUCCGCUUCGAGGUGUGGGACGUCUUUGACAAGCGGGCUGUGGAGGAGUUAGAUUGGUUCCCUGUCGCGCGGGGUGGAUUCGACAUCGUCCUGGACAAGGGGACGUUCGAUGCCAUUUCGCUCUCUGCAGAGGAGAUAGCGGUGGAUGUGCGUACGGUGGGGGGACCGGGGGAGAAAAGGGGGGAGGAGGAGAAUGUGGACACGAAAGAGUCCCGGGUGGUGCAGAGGAUGUGUGAGCGGUAUCCGGAGAUCGUGAGGGGGUUGGAGGGAGGCGGGAGAGAACGAAGGCGGGGAUAG
Messenger RNA from Histoplasma capsulatum G186AR, 1035 nucleotides. RefSeq lists its product as uncharacterized. Gene Ontology annotation, cellular component: cytoplasm. Gene Ontology annotation, biological process: peptidyl-lysine dimethylation; peptidyl-lysine monomethylation. The coding region runs from base 1 to 1035 and encodes 344 amino acids. The record is from RefSeq and is a predicted model, not a curated record. The transcript is spliced from 3 exons. NCBI's taxonomy places the organism in Eukaryota, Fungi, Ascomycota, Eurotiomycetes, Onygenales, Ajellomycetaceae. Gene Ontology annotation, molecular function: protein-lysine N-methyltransferase activity.